UCUAUACUAUGCAUGCUCUGUGUGUUUCUGAGAGAACAAGAGAUUAAAGGGUAAACGCUCAGGAGAUCUGGAAAGGGGAGGGGCUGAAUACCUUAUCACAUGUGGGACUGGGCCUCCAAUUACAAUAAGGAAAUUGCUAUGCACUAAGAAGAGAGAAGGACAACAAUUUGCUUGUCUGAGAAAAACUACAGCAAGAAGAGAGAAGUGUCAGAAACACAGCAGAGAAACUAGCAGCAUUCAGCAUGUCAUCUGAUCCGAGCACGAUGGAGGUACCCCCUCGACCUGAACUGUUUGAUUUCCAUGGAGUCCCAAUGACCCACUAUUUCACAGACAACUGGGAAAAUGUUCAAAACUUUCAGGCCAGACCAGAUGAUAUACUUAUUGCAACAUACCCCAAAGCAGGAACCACAUGGGUCUCCUACAUCCUCGACUUGCUGUAUUUUGGACAGACAGAACGUCAGAGAUCCGUCCCAAUCUUUGAGAGAGUGCCUUUCUUGGAAGUCCACUUCCUAUCUUUCGGUUCAGGAACUGAACUAGCAGACAACCUCCCCACCUCUCCUCGACUCAUCAAGACUCACUUUCCGGUCCAGUUUGUGCCAAAGUCCUUUUGGCAGCAAAACUGCAGGAUGGUCUACGUGGCCCGAAAUGCCAAAGACAACCUGGUGUCUUAUUUUCACUUUGACCGCAUGAACAUGGGUCAACCAGAGCCUGGAGACUGGAGCAACUACGUUCACAGAUUCAUGGAGGGAAAGAUGGUGUGGGGAUCCUGGUACGACCAUGUGAACGGCUGGUGGAAGAAGAAACAGACUUAUCCAAAAAUUCAUUACAUGUUCUACGAAGAUCUGAUUGAGGACACUGGACGGGAAAUAGACAAACUCUGCAGCUUUCUUGGUUUGUCUCGUUCAGAUGAGGAGAAGAAAAGAGUAGCAGGUGGAUCGCAUUUUGAUAAUAUGAAAAAGGACAACAUGGCCAACUAUUCUACGAUCAAAGUUAUGGAUUUCAAAAUUUCUCCUUUCAUGAGAAAAGGGAAAGUUGGUGACUGGAAAAACCAUUUCACUGUUUCCCAGAAUGAACAGUUUGAUGAAGACUACAAGAAAAAGAUGACGGAUCUCACACUUAAGUUCCGCACUGAAAUUUGAACAGGACUGGCCAGGCUGUGUACAUGUGGAGAUGGGUCCAUGACUGACUAGAAAUGUGGAUUUUCUUUGACAAAAUCAAGUUACGGAUGCCCAAUAGCAGAGGCAUAGAGUGUAUAGUCUUGUAAAUUAUCUGAAUUAAGGCUGGGAGCUAUAUUUUUUAAUGAAGCACAAUGGAAAUUAAAUGACUGAUCGUGUCUGAAGGUGAAUAUAAUAACAAUGUAUGUAUGGAAAACAUAAAAAUCCCCAAAUCCUUAAAAUCAAUCAAAUGUAUUCAUGUCAUGUCCACCAAAUGACCCACAUAUGUUAGUCUUUACGGUAUGUUAAUUUAAUUAAAUUGUGUAUUUAAAGAACAGCUGUAUGAAAACACCAUUUAGAUUGACACUCAAAAGGGACUUGUGUGAUCAGAAAUGUAAAUACAUUGGUUUUUAAUCAUAUCCAUAUUUCUGUAUUCGCAAUAAAAACAACAACAAAA
Plectropomus leopardus (leopard coralgrouper) is the source of this 1611-nucleotide messenger RNA. RefSeq names its product cytosolic sulfotransferase 3-like. NCBI's taxonomy places the organism in Eukaryota, Metazoa, Chordata, Actinopteri, Perciformes, Serranidae. Gene Ontology annotation, molecular function: sulfotransferase activity. The record is from RefSeq and is a predicted model, not a curated record.